UAUAAAAGCAAGGCUCGGGUGUAUUGUUAUGUACUAUCAAUUUUAGUACGAGUGUAGUGGUCUAAUAUCAUAUAUAACAGGUACAAGUCAAAUGGCUGCUGAAAGCAUGGAUUCCUUUCCUUAUAAGGUUGAACUUCAUGUUCAUAUCGAUGGAGCCGUCAGACCUAAGACCUUACUGCAAAUAGCCAGUAAAAGAGGAAUUCCACUGCCAUAUAAGGAUGAAGCCUCUCUUAGUAAAGCUAUUUGUAUUAAAGAACCAUGCACAUUACAAGUUUUACUUAAGGCAUUUGAUGAAUAUAUGCCAAUUCUAGCGGGUGAUAAAUCAGCACUAUAUCGCAUGGCGUAUGAAUUCUGUGAGGAUUGUGCUAAUCAAGGUAUACGUUACGUAGAGGCACGGUACUCACCACAUGAAUUAGCUAACAACAGUCCCGAACCGGAACAUGCACUAGAACCAGGAAAUCUGUCACCAACUGAUGUUGUGGCAACAAUUUGUGAAGGUUUACAGAAAGGUUCCAGUGAUUUUGCAAUCAAUGCCAAGUCAAUUUUAUGCUGUAUGCGUCAUAGGCCAGAAUGGUCAAUGGAAGUUGUGGACUUGUGCCGUCGAUAUCAUGAUAGUGGUGUUGUUGGAAUAGAUAUAGCCGGAGAAGAAUACCUAGUCUGUUCACAAGAUGGCGCCAAGUCUAUUCAUCAGCAGGCAUUUCUAGAAGCGUGUAAACUCGAUAUACAUAGAACAGCCCAUGCUGGAGAAGUUGGGUCUUCACAAGUUGUUAAAGAGGCCAUGGAUCAGUUGAAAGUUGAACGAAUAGGACAUGGUUAUUUAAUUCUGGAUGAUAAAGAGUUGUACGCUAGAGCCCAUCGACAAGACGUACAUUUUGAAUUGUGUCCUAUAUCUAGUAUACGAACCAGUGCAGUGGGGGCUGAUAUAACUAAACAUCCAAUGCUAAGGUUUGCUGAUGAUAACAUGAAUUAUUCUAUUAAUACUGAUGAUCCUGUUAUAUUUACUAAUACCUUAUUAGAAGAUUAUCAGAUGGCCCUACAAGCUGGAUUAACCAGGCAACAAAUUAUUACAACGAUUUUUAAUGCGGCCAAAUCAAGUUUUGCUCCCGAAAAAGAAAAGACACAAAUACUGAACGAUUUAGUACAGGUUUAUGAAACUAGUGGGGAUUCUUAAUUAAAAUACAAGAAUUUCUUAAUAAUCCAGAAAUGCCCUGCGGGUUCAAAGGUCGGCAAAUAGACAAAAAUGACUAACAUAGUUCAGCCUAAAUUGUCAAUUAUUAUUAAAUAUAGUCAGAAUUAAUACAUAUAAUCAUCGUUAAAAUUACAUGCAUAUGACUGGGUUUGUUAUACGUUUAUAAUUUGUUGAACAACAUCCUACAACAACAUUCUUACAUUUCCGUAUACGUUAAUGACAAAAGAGAUGUCGCUUAGGGCUAAUAUUGAUUGUAAUGCAUACAUGGUACUUCUUUCUAAAAAAGCUUUAUCGAAUUCAAUUUACUUUGACAUUUACCACCGCCUCCGGGAUACAUCUUCUUCCUAGGCAGUAGCUACGGUUUUCUGAAAAGUAGGUACAAACUGUCGCUCAAUUAGUUAUAGGUAGUGAUGGGGAUAUAGAAUUAGACAAACUAGAUCGCUAUUCAUUGGCACAUAGAAAUGGACACGAAUGGGUCGCAGCGCACAUAAUAAUGUAAGACGAAUGUAUAUAAACUGAUUUACAUUCAAUCGUUUCUGGUUUUACUGUAAAUUUUAAUCAGUUAUGUUCGGCGAAACACGCGAAGAGUCCGAAUUGAGUGGCAGUCUUUGGUGGCUGGUUAUUCCAGUCUACACCGCUUAUAUUCUCUUACAUGGGGUAUGUUUAGCAUUCUGACACGCGAUUCUUGUGCCAAUUUUAGUAUAUUAAUUAAAGUAGCUAGUAGCUAAGUCUCUAACUCAAUAUCAUCCAAAUUCUUCAACAUUGAAAACACGAAUUAUUUGUUGUUUUAAAUUAACAUUGAUGUUGUGAUCUUACCGGGAAAAUAUGGGCUUCUGAUAUCCAAUAUUCAAGACAAAAUAAACAUUUUACCAUUGUUACACGAAUCGUGUACCAUAAUGCUUUUCAGUGUCAUUUGUAACAAGGGACUCAGAAAACGAGGCUAGGCACAUUCCACAAGUCAUGUCAAAUGGUGACGUCAUAUUCUUAUCUGGAGAGCAUGCGCAAUAAAUACUAUCGGUGUAGAAUGGAAUAACAAGAGAUUGCCAUUCGAACAAGACUUCUGGCGUAUUUCACUGAAUAUACCUGAUUAGAAAUUACAGUAAAACAGAAACGACUGAAUGUAAAUCAGUUUAUAUACAUUCAUAUUACAUUAUUAUUGGUGUUGCAACCCAUUUGUGUCAAUUUCUAGAUCCCAAAUAUUAGCGACUUAACUCCUUUAAGUCUUAAAUAUUGGAUAUCAGAAGCCCAACAUCAAUGUUGAUAUAAAUAGACCAAUAAGCCUUGUUUCCAAUGUCGAAGACUGUGGAUAUUUGAGUUAGCGACUUGCCUCCUUUAAAAUAUUCGGAUAUGGCAGUAUCUUUAUUAUCUAUGCUUGCCUUAACUCGUGGGUCAAAUUCGUAUAGAAAUCACCCUCAUACCAAGGUCCGAGAGAAUUUGUCCCGAAUUUCACCCCACUAAAUUGAAGUAAAUAACCAGAAAAUGCCUCAUGUCGGCCGUCGGUGCGGAUGGCCAGGUAGGUGGGUGGAUCGAGAUCUAUCCGCAGGGUUUCCGUUUGAAAGCAAGUGUUUAAAUUUUGCGAAGGUCCCUUACUCGAGGUUCUUAAACCGCCACUUUAACGUGAAGGCUAUAAUUCAGUUUGAUAUAAAAUAGUAAAAUAUCUGAGAAUCUACGCAUAUUGAAGAUAUAUAUAAUCAAACCUAAACUACAUUUCAAUUAUUUUACAGGCCUAUUGAGGGAACUUUAUGAGUUUUCCUCCAAGUUGAGCCUCCUUUUUAAAUUGGCCCCCUGGAGGAAUUAGCAAUUUAUUUUAGGAGGAAUACCAAAGCUCACUGAAACCAUCUCCAAACCGUGGUCCCACAGAAUCUGUCACAAAUUUUACCCCACUAAAUAAGCAGAAAAUGCCUCAUGGCGGCCACCUUGAAUAUUUAAAGGGUGGCAUCAUCCGGAUUCUGAAUUUACACAUUGAAAUAUAAUCUACCCCAAAAAAUUAGGUGGACUAUAUUUCCACGUCAAGGCUUAAAUGGGGUUUGGCUGCCGGAUACUCGGUGCAUUAUUAUACACUUUUCUUCAUAUUAAUAAAAUUCUGUUCAAUUUUAAUUUGAUGUGUUAAUUAUGCUAUCUUCAGAUUUGGAGGAAAUAGUUGUUUGUGUUCUUAAGAUUGUCGACAAUUAAUUUACCUUACCGUACUCACCCCACAAA
Messenger RNA from Patella vulgata (common limpet), 3388 nucleotides. Its product is annotated as adenosine deaminase. NCBI's taxonomy places the organism in Eukaryota, Metazoa, Mollusca, Gastropoda, Patellidae. Gene Ontology annotation, cellular component: cytosol; external side of plasma membrane. Gene Ontology annotation, biological process: hypoxanthine salvage; inosine biosynthetic process; negative regulation of adenosine receptor signaling pathway. The coding region runs from base 92 to 1171 and encodes 359 amino acids. The record is from RefSeq and is a predicted model, not a curated record. The transcript has 9 exons. Gene Ontology annotation, molecular function: adenosine deaminase activity.